AUGACUUCCAAGUCUUGUCCCGCGGCCGUUGGCCUCUCGCACGGGUCGACUGCGGCGACGAUCGACGCUGCGUAUGCUUACGGUCAGAACCUGGACUUGACGUUCCCGCUUAUUCAUAAUGUUCUGGAUUGCGCACCAACCGAGGACGAGUUGGGCAAGCCCUUGGAGGCGGACUUGCAACCGGGUCUCGCGACGACCUCCUAUGUAGUUCGCGUGGAAGAGACAUGUCGAGCUCGGCGCACUGAUUGCGAGGGGGUUCAAGAAGGAAAGCGAUGUCCAGCUGGUGAGUGA
Pyricularia grisea is the source of this 291-nucleotide messenger RNA. RefSeq lists its product as uncharacterized. Lineage: Eukaryota; Fungi; Ascomycota; Sordariomycetes; Magnaporthales; Pyriculariaceae. Bases 1 to 291 code for a protein of 96 amino acids. Gene Ontology annotation, biological process: isoprenoid biosynthetic process. The record is from RefSeq and is a predicted model, not a curated record. The transcript has a single exon.